UCUACUGUAUGGAGCUGAAACUUGGAGAACUAUUAAAACCGUCAUCAAAAAUGUGCAAGUAUUUCUAAACACUUGUCUACUCAAGAUACUCACUGUCGGUUGUUGGCCGGAUCCCAUCAGCAACAGCCUACUAUGGAAGAGAACAAGCCAGGUAGUAGCUGUGAAGGAAGUCUAGAAAAGACCCUGGAAUGAGAUAGGAUACAUAGUCAGGAAAUCAUCAAACUGCAACACGACGCAAGCGCUAACUUGAAAUCCUCAGGGGAAAAGGAAGAGAGGAAGGCCAAAAUGCGCACACUGCGCCGAGCAUUGGACGCAGACAUGAAUGAGAUAAACACGAACUGGACACAACUGGAAAGGAUUGCCCAAGACGGAGUUUGAUGAAGAAUGGUGGUGGAUGGUCUAUGAGGAGUAACAGGCGUAACAAAUUAGUUGGUACCGUACUGUAGACAAACAACAAAUCUCAUCUGGUAGUACACUUAAAGAUCCUGUUCGUCGUGGUCCUCAUGGUGUCAGCAAAUACGCAGUUAGGUUUCUACCUGGAAGGCCCAGCUAUGCACCUAAUAUGGUUGGUGUUGACGUAAACAAACUACGUACCUACCAACUGAUUGUUCGAUUUGUAGAUAUUAAUGAUGCUGAUACACAAUUCAGAUGUGUUAUUGAAUUGAGAACUACACCAGUUGAUCAGUGGCCUGUAGCAUAUGGGAAUAUUAUUGUGAAACGCGCUCCUGAAAUUCUCCCGGGGUUGACAUCUAAAAUAGUGACAGAAGGAGACUCUUUAACGUUAGUUUGCCGUGCACAAGGCUCGCCACCACCGAUGAUAAGUUGGACUAGAGCUAAUGGAAGGCCUCUAUCUCUUCCAGGUUCACCACAAAGAAUUUAUAAUUCAACACUACAUAUUCCCCGUGUUGAUCGUUAUGAUCGUGGUAUUUAUCGAUGUUACGCAGUUAACAACGUAGCUGGGUCGGCUGAAUAUGAUGUAAUGGUGGAAGUUAAUUAUGCACCACAUGUUCGUGAGGCUCGGUUCAAAGGAGCUUAUGGACAGGCGCCAGAUGGAAAUUAUGAUAUGACAUUAGAAUGUAUUGUCAAUGGAUAUCCUGAUCCUGAUUUAUUAUGGUAUACUGGAAUUUAUGAUCCAAUAACUAAUAAUAAACCCCUAUUUGAUAAUAAUCGUUAUGAACUUGAAAAAGCUCAAAGUUAUGGUUCAGCUGGUACAAAUGUAACUGAUGUUUUUUCAACGUUACUAAUCCGUAAUGUACGAGUUGGUGAUUAUGGAAAUUAUUCUUGUAGAGCGGAAAACAAAUAUGGAUCGAAUUUUGUUGUACUUAGUUUAUUUUAUCAAUCAAUCUGUCAAGGUGCUUACUGUCCAAUGCUUGGGGCUGUUUCUUUGGAUGCUCGAGUUAAUGAAGAUGGAACUUCGGUUAUCAACUAAUUUGAUAACAAGCUAUGGAACUGUCACAGUGUUUUGAUUAUCUCUAUCUUAUUAUUUGUGACUGAUUUUUUUAUUUUUUACUAUCAUGUAGAUAUAGUGACUACUUUGAAAUAAACAAUUUUUAUUAAUAUUACUUUUUUUCAGUAUAUGGUUGUGGAUUUCAUUGAAAUCAUAAACCGAUCAAUUUUAGACCACCAUUCAGAGCCUGGAAGCACUAGUAUGGGACUCCUCAGUAGUGCGCAUCCACCAUUCCGCACGUGAGAAUAGAACUCAGGACCUUCAGUCUCACACGCGAACACUUAAUCUCUAGACCAGUGAACCGACAUCCAACAGUGUUAAUGCUCAACUACGAUCGAUCCACAACAUUGCGCGACGUUUUCCACUGUCUUUAGUGGGUAAUUGUCUUCUACACAACACGAUCAAACUCCACUGGUCACAGAUUCUCACUAGAACAAUGGAAGAUGGUUGAACAAUAUCUUGGAUUGUUUGAAGUUAGAUAUUAACACCUUUGGAUGCCGGCUCAGUAAUCUAGAAGUUAAGAUCUCAUGCGCGAGACCUAAAUUUCUGGGUGAGAAUUCUCGGUGCGGGAUCAUGGAUGGGCACUUUUUAGGAGUCUUGUACUAGGAUGAAACGACCAACCAGUGUUCUCAGGUUUCCAAUGGUAGUCUAACAUUGAUUUCAAUGAUAUACUACUUUUAAGUGAUAAGUACCAUGAUUCUUUUAAUAGCUUUUUCAGUGUGUUGUUCGCUUUAUUUACUGAACAUAACAUUUCGUGAUUUUCCAGUUUAUUAGGUUAGAAAUGUUUCCAAUGGUAGAAGCUUAUCCCUCUGUAGAUAUUUUGUACAAACUUUUUAUGUCUUCCUUUAAACUAUUGUUUGUUCACAUUAUGUAACACACUAGAAAGCACUAAUUCAAGGAAGAGUUCUACAACAGAAAAAUGUGAUAGAAUACGACAUUCUCAUUUAUAUUCUUACUCAAUAAAAUUAUUUUUGUUCAUAUAUUUUCAUAUCCUACCAUUCAUCAAGUAGAUAAAAUUAUCUAACCUGUUUUAUAUAAUUAUACCCUUUACAUUAUUUCCGUGAAAUUGCCGUGGUUAUCACAGUAACUAGAUUUUGUUGUUGUCAUGCCAACUAGUGCUGUUUCCAAUGUUUCUAUAUUUUAAUUGAAUGAAUUCAUUUCUUUUCAUUCC
Schistosoma rodhaini is the source of this 2618-nucleotide messenger RNA. NCBI's taxonomy places the organism in Eukaryota, Metazoa, Platyhelminthes, Trematoda, Strigeidida, Schistosomatidae. The record is from the annotation of a GenBank genome assembly.